Molecule: messenger RNA, 1419 nt
Organism: Guyanagaster necrorhizus
Lineage: Eukaryota; Fungi; Basidiomycota; Agaricomycetes; Agaricales; Physalacriaceae
Product: RIO1-domain-containing protein
Exons: 1
Molecular function (GO): protein serine/threonine kinase activity; ATP binding
Source: RefSeq, a predicted model, not a curated record
GAUUUCACGAAACAAUACAAUCGUCUAAGACAGCACCUCGCAGUGCGAUCUGGAUCAGCAACGAGUACGGCCCCGACGACGCCUUCGAAGCCUGCCGGUGGAAAAGGGAGCAAUGUUGCUGUUCUCCCGGCCGUCAAUCAUCCCUCUCAGUCGAUGGCGGCUCGCAAAGCGGCAAGUACGGUUGCAAAAGACCAAACAGCGUCGCAACUGGCGCUCCUGUCCUCAAAGUAUGGCUCACGAAUCGCCAACAUGGACCAUAGGCUGGGGGUCGGCGUGAACAGAAAAGGCGCAUCUGCCCACGCGAAUCUCAAAGACAAGGCUGACCGUGCGACGACGGAGCAGGUUCUGGAUGCACGGACGCGCGUGGUGCUGCUGAAAAUGGUGGGGCGGGGGGUAGUUGCUGAAAUUAACGGCUGCGUGAGCACGGGAAAGGAAGCGAAUGUGUACCAUGGUGUCGGCCACGACCCGGUCGAGCGGGAAGUUGCACUGAAGAUCUACAAGACAUCUAUUCUCAUUUUCAAGGACCGGGACCGGUACGUGGCUGGGGAGCAUCGUUUCCGGCGGGGCUAUGCUCGGCAUAACCCACGGAAGAUGGUGCGCAUGUGGGCAGAGAAGGAGAUGCGCAAUUUGAAGAGGCUGAGAUCAGCUGGCGUGAGGUGUCCUGAGCCGGUGGAGGUCCGAGAGAACGUGUUGGUCAUGGAGUUUUUGGGCAACGCAUCGCAAGCGAGUCCACGGCUGAAGGAUGCCGAGUCGGAGGAGGGGUGGGAAGAGCUCUACGUCGAGCUGAUGCUCACCAUCAGGACGAUAUACCACCAAUGUCGUCUGGUACAUGCAGAUUUAUCCGAAUACAACUUGCUACUGCACCAAGGCCAUAUCUGGAUCAUCGAUGUUGGGCAGAGCGUGGAGCAUGACCAUCCGAGCGCGUUUGAUUUUCUGCGCAGUGAUCUGAGCAACGUGGAAGCAUUUUUCGAGAGGCGGGGGGUGGCAGGGCUUGGCUUGAGGAGGUCGUUUGUGUGGGUGACAAACGAGGAAGGAGACGAGGAGACGCUGAGGAAACUGAUGAGCGAACCGGAGGACAAGGUUGAUGGCGCGUUCAAGCACACGUAUAUCCCCCGGAGGCUGGAUGAUGUGUAUGAUCCAGAACGAGAUAUUGAGGAGGGGUGCGUGCGAGAGGCGGUAGCAACUGCGGCGGGUGAUGAUGGGCGGGAGGCGGGCGACGAUGAGCAGGUGGCGGGUGACGACGAGGGAGAGGCGGGAAAUACCCUGGAGGACGAUGAAGAACCGGAUAGUGAAAGACGCCCUCGGGGCCACCGGCACGAGGACCGCGACGCAAAGAAGGAGCGCAAAAAGGCUGUCAAGGCGGAAGCGCGACAAAGACGCGUGCAGAAAAAGGAGCGUAAGAAAGCAGCGGGGCAUUGA